Diatraea saccharalis (sugarcane borer) is the source of this 1454-nucleotide messenger RNA. The record is from the annotation of a GenBank genome assembly. Lineage: Eukaryota; Metazoa; Arthropoda; Insecta; Lepidoptera; Crambidae.
UUUCGUUAGCCCGCCGCCCGCCAUUUUGUUGCGUGAGCUGUUGAGGUUUUGUGGCGUCGUAGUUUAUCUUGUAGGACAACAGUAAUUUGUCGUUGUGCGCUUUUCAUAUCAUAAUAUCAGAUCACAAUGGUGCCGCAAACCAAAGUGUUCGUCGGCAGCCUGCCUCAGGGUUCGAAGCCCGAGGAUCUCCGCAAACUGUUUGAACGCUUCGGAGUCGUCACCGAAUGCGACAUAAUGAACCGCUGCGGGUUCGUGCACAUGCAAUCCGAAGAUCAGGCGUCGGCCGCCAUCCGCGGUUUGAAUAACACCACGUUCAACGGCGGCGUCAUUACGGUCGAGCGCGGUCGCAUCAAGGAGCGAGGCCAGCGGGGAGGCCGCGGAGGCGGAGGCCGUGGCGGCAUGCGAGGCGGCGGCGGCGACAGGCGCGGCGGCGGCGGCGGACCGAUGCGAGGCCCCGGCGGCGGCCGCGACGCACCCUACUCGCGCCCUCCGAUGCGCUCCGGCCCGCCUUCCCACGGCCCGCCGAUGCGCAACGGAAUGGGCGGCGGAUACGACCGGGGAGCAGAUCGCGGCGGCUACGACGACCGCUACAACGGCUACAGCGGCGAAGACCGGCGAGGGUUCGCGUUGAGGGAUCCGUACGCGGCGCCGGCCCCGAUGUACGGGGACGAUAGACGCGGAUACGGCGCGCCCGCCGCCGAAGAGAUGGCGCCCAUGUACGCGGACGACAGGCGCGCGCCCAUGUACCCCGACGAGCGCGACAUGAUGGACAGGCGCGCGCCCAUGCGCGGCGGACACAUGCCCAUGGCAGGCGGCUAUGACCGCAGCGCCCCUCCCCGCGCUGCGCCCAUGGGCAACGGAGACAUGUUCAGCAGGAGAUCACCCAUGCGUGGAGGGCCCGCUGGUCCCGCUGGCUAUGAUAGAGACCCGUAUGCACAGCAGUACCCACCUAUGGGACGCGGCGGCGGCGGCGCGGCUCGCGGCGGUAGAGACCUCGGCGGCGGCAUGGGCCCGCGCCGCUACUAGACUCCGACAUCGUCUAAUACACGUACACGUACUAUACGAAUCAUGUGAAACGAACAAAAACUCUACCCUUAAGUGUGUUUGUUGUCUUCCCGAGGACUGUGUGAUCCGCCACUCGGAGCGUUACGUUUGCGCGCGCGCGUAUACUGUAAUAUAGGUCGAGAUUAUAUGGUAAGGUUGCUGUAGAAAUAAGUAUCCGUUCAGUGAAAUUAUGUGAAUCACUUUAAAAUUUAAUAAAUGAGGAUAAUUUUAUUCGUACGUUUUCAUUUUCUCCCGUCGGUGAAUGAGAUAAAGAUAGAGCGAUGAGGACGAUGAUGAAAUUGAUCUUGAAUAGUUUGUAUUUGUUAUUUUGAAUUUUCUUUAUUAAAAAACUGAGAAAUCUUAUUUUUAAGUUGUAUAUUUUUCUUUUUAGAUUAAAUUCUUUUAUAAGU